AGGUGAACGAAAUUUUUUGCUGUCCAAGUCAACUAUAAAAUGCUAAGAGAUUUAAUUACGUGGGUCUUAAAUACCUACCUGGGCAAUUAUUUGGAAAACUUAAAUUCUGCCCAAUUAUCUGUGGCUUUGUUAUCAGGAGAAGUUGAGUUGGAAAAUGUUCCUAUACGAAAAGAUGCUUUACGGUCCUAUGGAUUACCAGUUGAGGUAUCCUCGGGGACUAUAGGCAAAAUUAAACUACAAGUGCCGGUUCGUCAGUUUAGAACUUCACCUUGGCGAAUAACUGUAAAGGAUAUAUUUUGCGUUAUAUGCCCAAAGGAUUUUGAAAACUGGGAUUACGCUAAAGAAAAGCUACUGGACUUAGAAUUUAAGCUUUCUAUUUUGGACAAAGCUGAAUCAAAAUGGCGAUCUGAAAAAGGAAAACAAGUUGAAUCGUAUUAUUUUUCUUCAUAUAAUAAUUGGCUAAAGUUUGGAACAAGCAUGGCUACAAAUAUCAUUGAUAACAUUGAGCUACAGAUCUCCAAUGUGCAUUUCAGAUAUGAAGACCUAAUUGACAUAGGUAAUAUUAAAAUUGCAGCUGGUAUAAAAAUUGGCUCGCUAACGGCACAAAGCUGUGAUUCGAAUUGGGUUGCCGGCUCAAGUAACACAACCAAUAAUGAGAUUAACUACAAAAUUGUUGAAUUAAAAGAGCUAGCAUUAUACUGGGAUACAUUAUUCAACGAAACAAAAUGUCAAAAAUAUUCAAACCAAGAGCUGCAAGCUAAUAUGGGUCCAACUUGCCAAUCGCGACCACAUCAGUUCAUAAUAAAACCCAUGUGUGCAAUAGCCAGAUGGAAACGUGAAAAAUGUCUACAUGUGAUAAAUUCAAAGGAUAAGCCGAGGGUUUCAUGUGAUCUAAUAAUGCCUGAAGUAAUUGUUGUGUUAACGAAGGACCAACAUGAUCAAAUACAUGAUAAGCUGGUUAGCAUUCGUCGAAUAAGGGAGAUAAGUCAAUAUAGGUUAAAGCGUCCUAACACCAAUAUAUUAGAUAAUCCUAAAGCAUGGUGGACAUACGCUCUUAUAUGUUAUGGUCAUCCUCUUAAAAAACGAGAAGAAAAGCUGCUGACAGUAAAGGAGAACAUACGUUAUAUGAGACUAUACCAAGCUACAAUUUUGAAUCCAAACGAAAAUUUAUCUAAAGAAGAUAAAGAAUUCAGGCUAUAUGUGGAAAGUGACAGAAGCGUUACAGAUCUAAUGGUUUUGCGCAGAAUAUGCUUUGAAAAUGUAUUUAACCAAGGACUUUCUAUCAAAUCCUACAACGUAAAAGGCAAGCAUAUGCUUUUUCAUUGGUUUCCAAAUUGGAUGGGCUGGUACAGUAUCAAUUCAGCAAAUUCUAUUGAGUCAGAUGAAACCUUGCAAAACAUUGAGGACGAUAUAUUGGGAGCAUUGGAACACUCAUUACAAAAUUCUGCUCAUUUAAAAAGUGAUGCGCUGUUUGGAUAUUUUACCAUUGAACUUCAUAAGGGUGUACUAAUUUUACAAUCAACUGAUGCAACGUUUAUGAAGAAGACAAAAUAUAUGGAAGUGGAAUUCAACACUCUUAAGUCAUUUCUUCGACUUAAUCCGUUUUUUACAUCUUAUAAAAUGGGAAUAUCACUUGGACAAGUUUAUUUAUUGGAUAAGACUAGCGAAACAAAUAAACAUUGCUAUUUAAUUAAACCUCAGAUCACAGUUUCGCCUUCUACCGACAAUUUUGAUACUGAAAGUGUUACAUUUAAUGAAAAUCCAUUAUUUCAGUUACAAUAUGAUAAUGAUGAUCAAUUGCAAUGUUGUCUUAGAAUUAAAUCAAAAACAUUGGACUUAAUCUAUAAUAAGGAUGCUAUUGAAUGGCUAUUAGAUUUUUUAAAAUUUCAAAAUUCAACUAAUAACGUUAUUCAUAAGGAUCAACAAUUCUUAAAAUCGUGGAAUCAGCUAUUUAUUGGCAAUGAGACGAAUCGAAAAAGUUGGAUUUUUGAAAUCGAAGUAUUCGCUCCUCGAAUUAUAUUUUUAGAAGAUUACACGAUUCAUAACUCAUUGAUGGUCCUAAUGGAUUUUGGAAAAUUUCAAAUGGCCAAAACUGAUGUUCAAAAAAAUAUACUUUCUCAAAAUUUUGAGAACCACGCUUGUGACGGCAGCAAUAGUGAUGAAGAAGAAACGUUUUUAACUCCAUGUUCUACUCCACCUGCGUCAGAAAAAAGUGGUUCUGAAUCCACUGUUGUUGAAAGUCUGAACACAAACUAUCAGUUUGAAUCUGCACUGCAUAGCAAGAUAUAUAAUAAAUAUUCUAUUAAUUUUACUAGCUUACAAGUUUUAGUUUGUAAAUAUCAAGAAAGAUGGCAAGCGAGCUUAAAAACUUCAUCGAAUUACCAUUUGAUAGAUAAAUUUAACAUUAAUCUAACAAUUGAGCAACGUACUGUAUUCACAUCAGAUCCAAAGUAUCCGUCGUUAACAGUACUUGGAGUUUGUCCUAUGAUUUUAAUACAUGGUAAUGAGCACAAAAUAAAAAAUGUAUUAAACAUAAUAUAUCCAAUUACCACAAACUUCCGGAAUAGAGACGAAUCCUUUUCUGAUAUUAAGGAAAAUCCAAGUGUGGAUAAAAAAUCAUGCAACUAUUAUGACGAUGAAUAUCAUUUAGAAGCUCACUUUUCUAUUGGACAACUUAUUAUUGAAAUUCAGUCAAUGGAAAAAAGUAUUGCUGAAUUGCAAAUUAUUGGAGCACAAGCUGGUUUGAAUUCUACAUCUGAAGAACAAAUAUUAACAAUGUCAGUGCAUGGAUUACUGCUUGUGGAUGCCAUACAAUCAUUCGGCUCUGACUUCGAAUUACUAAUUGCAAGUCAUCGAAAUGUUGGGAUGGACAACUUUUCCGGAAGCCUUAAACAGAGUGGUACUUGCUCUCCAGUUACACCAAACUCGCCUGAAAUAUCGGAUCCUCAAAGACCAAUGACUCAACAUAUUAUUAAAAAUGCGGUGCACAAUAUUCAACAUGAAGCAACGUUCGUCACAGAAGAGACCAAUCUUAACGCCUUAAUAACGAUCGAAAUCAAGUUAAAUAAUCUCACUUAUCUGCAGACUUCGAAAGUUUCAUUUAACAGCCUGGAUAUUAUAGCCAAUCAGGAAACUAUACUCGAAUUGUUGAAUUUUGCUGAAAGAACAUUUUGUGGCCUGAAUGUGACAAAAGGCAUAAAUUGCAAAAAACUUAAUGAGCAUAUUUCAGACCCAAAGGAACUAAUAAGGUCAAUAAAUCAUGAAAUCCUGUUCGACUUUUAUCGAUUGAAUAUCUUGGUGUUAUACACUAUCAAACAAGAUAAAUUCAAUAUAGCAAAGAAAGUUUGCACACUUACUAUAAAUAAUGCGAAAAUAAAUGUCUCCCUGCACAAAUGCUUAUCAAUAACUGGCUCGUUGGGAGGAAUACAAAUAAUUGACAUAACUCCACAAGGAAAUCAUCAUCCCGAAAUACUUUCCAUAGGAAGAGAUCCUGAAUCCGGAUUCAACCGACAGUCGGUUCUUAAUAAAUUAUGUCAUAAAAUGUAUUUUUAUGAUUCCGACGCGGAAAAAUGUGACUUAAUUGAUGCGCUUAGUUUUCAAAAUCAAUGGAACGAAAAUAAUGACAUAAGUCUGAAUGUGCGAAUGGCAUCAGUAUGUUACACUCACUCACCAAGAUUCUUGAAAGACUUCAACUUUUGUAUUACUAGCUUUGAACGACGAUUAAGAGAAUUUUUGACGUCAAUUGGAAGUAAAGCAACUGACAUGGCAAAAGAUUUUGUUCAACAAAUAAAAGAUGCAAAUGAUGAUACAAAACCGUCACAUCAAAACAAAUAUUCGAUGAUUUCAUCUGAUAUUGUUAUCAACAGUCCAAUUAUAAUUCUUCCUAUAUCACCUGAGAGUAAGGAAGUCCUUAUUGCUAAUUUGGGAAAAAUAUGUUUAAGUAACGAAGACAAUAUAGAGGAAUCUGGAAGUAUACGUGAUGAUAUGGUUGAAAAAUAUACAAUGGAAGUUAAAAACAUUAACUUGUUUUCAUUAAAUAUGUGUGAGCACAUUAACAAUAUGACGUCAACGUUAUUAGCGACAGAAGUAACUCAUUCAAAUAAAUCUGAUGUAUUUCCAAUAUUACAUAACACUGCAAUAUCUCUAAUUUUACAUGUUGGUUAUACAAAAUCUAUUAAGAAUGAACGGCAAUUUCAUACUUUUUUGCUUGAAGGUAGCAUGAUUGAAACACUCAAGCUCACACUUAAUAAAAAGCAUUACAAAAAUAUAAUAGAAUCAAUUGAACACGCAACCAAUUUUUCGAACGAUAUAUCUACCAACAAUGAAAAAUUAAACAUAAAGUGUUCACGUGAAACAAAAUUAAUCUAUAGCGAAGCUCAUCGACUGGAUACAACGAUAAUAUUUUCGAUACCUGUUCUUCAAAUAAAUUUACAAAAUGAGUUUCAUGAGGAUUUGGUUAAUGUGACUUUUAAGGAUUUUUUCAUAAAAUACCAUUUAAAAGGAUGUGAUACAGAUCUAAAAAUUAUAUUAAACUCUGUACUUUUAGAAGACUUGAAGACAGAGGUAAUAUCACCAUUUAGGAAUAUGGUUACGUCAAUUAAUGUGGAUAAAUCUCAUAAGAAAAAAGGACAACUCUCGACAUCGUGUCCUAAUUUACCAAGUUGUUGCAAUGCAGAUAAAAUCACAUAUACAUCAGUUCCAUCCAAUCUAUGCGAAUAUUUUAAUUUGAAAGUGCAUUAUAGAGAACCCAACACUGUCUUACCCUAUUUAAAUGAAAUAAUCAGUGGUGACUGUCCUAAUUUAGUCAUCUAUAAGUCCCGCAGUAAUCGAUCAAUUAAUGAGCAGAACACAAUUCAAAUCGUGAAAGAACAUUCACUUGAGUUUAAUUGUUUAAGCCUAAUUAUUUGCGUAGACAGAUGGUGUUCAAUAUUCGAUUUUUUUGGCUUAACUUCUGAAGGAAAAAUGUAUGAAAAUCCAUUGGGAAAGAAAAAUUUUACCACAUCCGAAAGUUUAUAUGAACACUCCAACAAAUUUAAUGUAUCUAUAAGAUCAUUGAAUUUUACGCUUACACGAAAUGCUUUGGCGUUAGCAAAAAUGAAUAUAUCUAAUGCUACUUUUACAAUAACUCAUGAGUCUGCCUUUAAAGCUGUUGAGGGUUGCUUAGGAUCAAUUGCUGUACAUGAUCUUACUAAGUUUGGAAUCUUAUACAAAGAAAGAUUUGUAACGGAUGGAACUGAAGCACUUAAUUUUGUAUACAAAAGAAAGCUUAAUGAAGUGGAUACUCAAAGCAACAUAAGCACCGAUGCAGUAUUAUGGAUAAACAUGUCGUCCGUUCAUUAUAUACACACGAAGCGCUUUAUAGUGGAACUUCAUUUAUUUGUCAAAGACUUACUGCAACUCCAAUCGCCUGUAAUAAAUAAACUAAAGAAACGUAAAUCAGACAAUGAUCAAAACUCACAGCCCUCAAAAGUAAAGCUUUGCAUAAAAGCAGGUUCACCAGUUAUAGUGCUUCCAGUUUGUUUUAACAGCAAGCACGUUCUUAUUGCUUAUCUUGGACAACUAACUUUAAAAAACAGUUUCCACUUUGCCAAAGAUAAAUAUAUGGAUAAUGACGAAAUUUUUCCCAGCCAAGAGGAAAUUCUAGAUGUUAUGCACAUUAAUUUGGUUAAUAUCAACUUAUUUUCUGGUAAACGAGUUAUGAAAAUUGUGGAAAAAGAGCUUCAUAAGAAUAUUGCUAAUAAUAGCUAUCUGAAGGGAAAUCAAAUAUUUAAGGAAUCCUGCCAUCUUUAUCUUCAAGUUGAACGUAAUCUUACAACGAGCUAUAAACGCGUUUGUCCAGAUAUAAGUAUAAAGGGCACGUUUUCAAAAUUAAACGCAACACUCACUGCUCAAAACUAUAAACUAAUAAAAGGACUUAUAAACAAUAAUAUUGGUGAACAUAUUGAGGAUGUUAAUAGCAGCUUUUAUAAUCAAAGACUUCCAUCCUUUGGAACAUUCUCUGCAUUAAAUUUAUUUGCAAAAAACGAAGACAUAAAAUCUGUUACAACAUUAAUUUCUAUAAGGAUAUUAUUGGAAGAUGUUUCAAUUUUGCUUGUCUUAAAUACAAACACUGUUCCCGAUUUUGUUCUCGAGCCUCUAGCUUGUGUACAUUUUAUUAGAUCGCAAUUGCAGAUUGAUAUGUUCAACGAUGGUACACAUGACAUUGAUUUAAUAUCGAGUAAUAUUUUAAUAGUUGAUGAGCGCCCUAACAAUAGUAAACAUAUUAAUAAUGUGUUUAAAAAUAUUUUACAACCUUCAAAAAAAGAUAAAUUACCCAAACACUCGGCACAGGUCGAAAUUCAUUGCCGAAAAAGAUCGAAUAUAAGCAAGUACACAAUAAUGUUAAAUGAUAUGCGAAUAAUAGCUGUCUUAAAUUUCAUGGAACGAUUUAAAAUGUUUUUAGAAGAUGAUUAUUUUGCUACUUGUAAUAAAACAUCAUCUCAAACACUACAAACGGAUAAUCUUCAAUCAAGUGAUAGUUCUGUGCAAGAAUUUAUAAUAAAUAUUACCGAUUCGGAAGUAAUAUUUGUCGAACAAUGCAAUCAGCUUGAUUCCAAUGCAAUUAUACUAAAGAGUACAACAGUAAUUUCAUAUAAACCACAUAGUAUAACAAGUCCACUUUCUGUAAACAUAAAUCAUUUAGAAAUUUUUUCAUGUAUCUUAGAUUCAGAAGAGGAUAGUGCUCUAUCAAUAAUUGAUCCAUUUACAUUAAACAUUGAAAUGAAAAACAAUUGCUUAAAUAUAGUUAUCCAAAAACAAUUAAAUAUUCGAUUGUCAUACAUUGAUAUGAAAAUAUUUUUAAAAAUGGUGAGCUUAAUCCCGAAACAAUCUUCAUCGUCGCAAAAUAUUUUAACGAAAUCAAAUUCGGAAUUUGAAAAAAUAGCUCCCCUGGUGGCGAUGGGAUUUGAUAUUAAAAGCUGCUUGGAUGCAAUGGAAGUAAAUAAUUGGAAACUAAAUGAAGCUGCUUUAUGGCUUUCGCAACAAAAGCAUAGCACAGUACAAAAUUCCGUAUUGGAGCUAAAAACUGUUAUUCUCGACGCUAAUGUUAUUUCACUCUGUGUAAUUGAUGACUGCAUGGAUGCUGAUGUACCACUUCUUGAAAUAUUAUUAUCAAAAACACAAUUUAAAUAUAAAUUUCAAGUCAAUAUGCUUCAGACCAGCGAAAGUUCUGACAAAUUUAGUGAAGGUGAUCUGGAUACGGAAAUGGCAGUAAAUUUUUAUAAUCGGCGACUAAGCGGAUGGGAGCCACUUGCAGAAUUGUGGCAAUGCUCAGCAAAAUGGAAAUAUAGAUUGACAAAACUUGAUAAGGGGAAUAUCGAUGUAAAUAUAAGCAGUAAACAAUUAUUAAAAAUCAAUAUUACAUCAACAUUUAUUGAGCUAUUUAAUAUAGUUCUCAAGAAUUGGACAAAUGAUUUUUAUAACCACACUUUGACCGAUAGUAUGAAAACUACGAAUUUCAGGCAAAGAACGCCUUUUAUUCCUUUCGCACUUCAAAACCUUACUGGUUCAGCAAUGCUUUUUAAGCCAAUUUAUGCUCAGCUAGGAGACUUAACGUGCUCCGAUUUCCACCAACAAGAAAUAAUUAAAAAUUGGAUUUCUGUACAACCGAAUGAAAAAAAAACAUUUGAUUUUAGUCAGAAAAGAAAGUUAAGGCACAACGACUCUCAUCUCUUAAACAUACAUCAAAUAUUGGUUCAAAUUCAUGGAUGGUCAUUGAUUGGUCCAAUUUCUAUAGACAAAGUAGGCAAAUACUUUCGAACAACAAUUUCUGACACAAAUUAUGAAAAAAAAAGGCAAAUUGUUUUUGAUAUUUCUCUGAUGGGAUCAGCACAAAAACUUAUUAAUGUAAUGUCACCAUUAAAAGUAAUAAACAAAUUGGAACAUAAGAUGUUUUUAAGAAUGGUGUCAAAUAGUAAUGAAUCUGACACUGUUACUACUAUAACUGAUAUAAGUCCUUAUAAAGAACAAUGCGUACCACUCAAGUAUGUCGAUUCAUUGUUAUAUAUUUCUCACAUACUACCUGAAUCUAAAAUGAAAAAGAAUUCUAUUUAUAUGGAGAAGACAGAAUUAGGGAUUGAGGAAAUUAAUUGGAAGCAAUACGUGAAUGACUUUCAUCAAAGGUUGCAUAUUUCCUACGAUAUUGAUAAAACCGUAUUGUACACACUUAUUAACAUAAAUAGAGACAUUUAUCCCAGCAAAGAACAAAAUGUACCAGGACACUCUAUUGUACUUUUGCCUCCUUUAAUGUUAAGCAACAUGCUCUGCUGUGAAUUAACUUUUAAUAUAAAUGGUAGCAAUUCGGGCCGAGUCAACGCUUUUGAAAACAAAAAUAUAUAUAAUAUAAACAUUUAUGAACCUAUAAACUUGAGCAUCACUCUAGAUAAUUUUCACGUUUCCGGGCAAUUAAAAGUACCUACAAAUCACGUGGGACUUGUUGAACCAAAGCUAAAAUUAAUUGAUAUUAAUAAUAGAGAAUUACAUCUCCAUGUCUCUAUCCAAUCUUUCAAAGGAAAAGGAAUAGAAAUAUACGUAAGCGCGCCGGUUUGGAUAGUUAAUAAAACAGGUCUACCAUUAAUAUAUAAACAAGAAGGCACAAAUAAUAUUUCUGCUGGACAAUUUGAUGAACAUGAAACAGCGCGUCAAGUUUCUCCCUUAAUGUUUUCGUUCUCGGACCAAGAAGGCUCCCCCUCACUGGAAGUGCGCCUGGGUAAUAGCUUCGGCUUCAAAAAUCAGUGGUGCAAAAGUUUUAGUAUGGUGAAGAGUACCACGUUUCGAGAAUUAAGAACGGAAAAUGGGCCGGGCUCAUACACUAUUGGUAUUAGUGUUCGUCGGGGGAAAGGAAUAUAUUCGUGCACUACAUUUGUUACACUGUCACCACGUUUUCAUCUCUACAAUAAAACUGGAUCACGGCUGGAGUUUGCACAAAAAUGUGAUGUUCAAAACCAUGAUAUAACGAGUUCCCGUAGUGUUAUUACGGCGCCAGUUAAUUGCAACUUUCCAUUUCACUGGACAAAUUGGGAUCGUGAACCAUUAUUAUGCAUUCGACUUCCAGAUGUUGAGUGUUGCUGUUGGUCAAAAGGCAUACCAAUAAAUGAGUCUCAGAGUCUGUACAUUAACAUCAGAAAUGAAUGGUGUGAAAUGUUUUUUCUCAGAUUGGAAAUUAUAUUUAGGGAUGCUACUUUUAUGCUUUUAUUCACCGAUGCUCGAAGCCUGCCUCCUCCAAUAAGAAUUGAUAACUUUUCUGAGGUGCCGAUCAAUUUUUCCCAAAUGGGCUCAAAACCUAUUUGGUCUACACCAGUUCGAGCACAGUCAUCUUUGUCAUAUGUUCUUGACGAUCCAUUGGGAAUACAUUCAUUGCUUAUAGAGGCUCCUGGCGGCAACCUAAUUGAAUGUCCAAUAAAUAUCCCAAAAUCUUUACAAAUGCUAACUUAUUCCAAUUUUAUAUACAUUGCUUUCAUUGACACCUUUGCUCAACAUGAAGAUAACGAAGGUAACAAUGAAAACCAAUAUGAGCAAUUAGUAUUGGGCGUAUGUAACAAGCAAGUUGUAAUAAUGGAAAAAAAUUUUGGAGAUAGAUCGCAAUUAUGGUUAAUGAAUUCUAAUGGCCAAUUAGAACACGAGGGAUCAACACCUCCCAUACAAUCAAAUGAAGCAAAUACUGUGCGAUUGGUAUUAGAUUUGGAAAAGCCACCGAACCCUUCGGAGCUUACAGCUCUAGUUGUUCGAACUCCAAAUAAACAAAGAAUAACAACGCAAACAUGGAGAUUUGAAAAUGGCCGCUUAAUGUGUCACGCUAAUAUGUGCGUCCAGGCCUUCAAUGGAAAACAUGGACUCUGCCCAAAUUCACAGGCUGUAUUGGGGCGUGUAAAAUAUAAUUUUGGCGAUGGUACCUCUACACCUAUUGAACAACACCUUAUUCCGCAAAAGCUGAGACCUGGAUCGGGUCAAUUGGAAAUAUGUGCAAAUAUGGAUGGACCCAUUUGUACGGUACAAGUGAAAGAUAUUAAGAUAAAUAUGAAGGAAGUACAUUUGGCACCGGACCUUAUGUGGACUCAUGCGUCUUUCACUAAUAGACAAAUGUCAGAAAACGGGAAGAACCAGGCCACACUGGAUUAUAUGAUUAGCGUGGAUCUACCAAAAGGUGUUGGAAUAUCUCUUAUAACACUAAAGCCUUGUGAGGAAAUAAUAUAUAUAACGUUAGACAAUAUUUCCACAACAUUUAUGGAAACAUAUUCCGAAAAAUCAGUAGACGUACAUAUAUCAUACAUACAAGUUGACAAUCAGUUGCUGGAUUCUAUCAACCAAGUCUCAUUUCAUAGCUCAACCACAAAUGAUACCAAUAUUAAUGCAAAGGCUUUGGUGUUAAAAAUGAAACUCUUACCUACACCCAACAAGAACGCAUUGAUAUUUAAGUACUUAACGCUUGAUAUAAAGCCGUGCAUAAUGUAUCUUGAAGAAAAGCUGAUAUUAAAAAUGGCGUUUUUCCUUGGUUAUGGUAAAGAUCAUCAAGUAACAUCAUUUAUGCCAUAUGAAGAUGUUGAAGAAUUCACAUUAGAAAAGGAUAUGAAAAGAUACUAUUUUGAACAUCUUAGUAUUGGACCAACUCAGGUGCGGCUAUCAGCAUAUACAACUUCGAAAUUACCCGACGAUUUGCAAGCCAUUAAAAAAGUACUGGGUCUCACAUUGAUUAAGUUUGAAGAUGCUUUAAUAGAGUUUGAUCAGUUUUCGGAUAAAUACCACUUUGAAACUAUAGAUGUUUAUUUACGAACAAUGAAGAUACAUUACUUAAAUCAAAUCAAAUGGCACGCAGCUUCAAUCUUGGGAAGUGUCGAUUUUUUGGGAAAUCCUUUGGGAUUCGCCAACGAUCUCUCUGAAGGCGUUUCUGGAUUAAUCUUUGAAGGAUCAGUAAAAAGCUUAGUUAAGAAUGUUGCUCAUGGAAUUUCAAAUUCCACAGCUAAGUUGACAGAGACAUUGUCUGACAGUUUGGGAAAAGUAAUUUUGGAUGAUCAUGACAAUGAAACAAGACAACGAAUUCUAGAGCUUCAGUCAAAUACAUCUAGUGGUCAUUUAGCUGCAGGUAUAAAAGGAUUUGGCUUUGGUUUACUAGGAGGUGUUACAAGCAUUGUCAGGCAUACAUAUGAUGGUGCACAGUCUGAUGGUGUACAUGGCCUUUUACGUGGAUUAGGAUUGGGAUUAGUUGGUACAGUCACAAAACCAAUUAUUGGAAUGUUGGAUUUGGCUUCCGAAGCUGCAAGUGCUGUUCGUGAAACUAGUAAGGAUUCACAUCGUACAUCUCCUAAUCGAAAACGAUUGCCUCGAUGCGUUACAAGCGCGUCCGGUGGCCUUUUACCAUCAUACUCCAGUCGUCAAAGUAAGGGACAACAAUACCUUUACUUGAUAAAUCGUAGAAACUUUCUGGAAAAAAUAAUUUUUUAUGAGCCUAAUCUUUGGAGUGAUAAAGAGGCACGAUUACGGCUUCUUGUUUCUACUGAAUAUGUUCGAAUAUUUUCGCUGUUUGAAGAAAAUCCAACUGUUAUGUUUGAGUGCCACCUAAGUGAAAUUCUAUCAUGUCAUCCAUUAACAACUAAUGUGGGAAGCAACACCUUUUCUAUAUCUUAUUUUGAGAUAUCAACCAAUUUAACGAAAAUCACACGACCACGAGUGCGAUGCCGGACGGAGGAAUGCGCUGAGAGUGUCUCAAGAUGUAUAAAUUAUGCUAAAAGUGUCUUUGACGAACGGGAGUUGACGCUCACAAAAUACUUUUAAUAUAAUUGUAAUAGAAUAUUGAUAAUAAAAAUUAUUUUAGAUAAUUUA
Messenger RNA from Drosophila busckii, 11853 nucleotides. It is a transcript of the gene Vps13D, whose product is annotated as vacuolar protein sorting-associated protein 13D. The coding region runs from base 40 to 11805 and encodes 3921 amino acids. The transcript has 19 exons. Gene Ontology annotation, cellular component: extrinsic component of membrane. Gene Ontology annotation, biological process: protein retention in Golgi apparatus; protein targeting to vacuole; mitochondrion organization. NCBI's taxonomy places the organism in Eukaryota, Metazoa, Arthropoda, Insecta, Diptera, Drosophilidae. The record is from RefSeq and is a predicted model, not a curated record. Gene Ontology annotation, molecular function: protein binding.